Rotaria sp. Silwood1 is the source of this 762-nucleotide messenger RNA. NCBI's taxonomy places the organism in Eukaryota, Metazoa, Rotifera, Eurotatoria, Philodinida, Philodinidae. The record is from the annotation of a GenBank genome assembly.
AUGUGUGACCAUUUCGAUUGGGAUAACAAUGGUAAAAAACUAACGAUUUCACUUCGUAAUUGUUCACAUGAAACAUGUGUAGCACUCACUCAACCAACUUAUUGGCAAGAAUUAACGAAAGAUACAUCGAUUUCAAUAUCAACAAAUGGAAAGUUUGUUCCCAAAGAAUUGGAAGAAAUAAUUGAUUAUGAUAAUCCUUCAAGACUUCAACUUAUUAUUCAGACAGAACAUGAAAAAGACAAACAAAGAUUACAAGACAUUUCUUGGAUAAUUUAUCAUCGAUUUUUUGCUUAUCCAUGUGAGGAACCUAAACAAUGGGAAGAGGAUAAACGAGAUGAGCAAGAUGAAAAACAAUCGAUAACAAACAAUACGAAACGAUCAAAAGCUGAUUCGAAUCAGAGUACCAAAGAUGAAAUAACUCCUGAAGAAAAAAUUUGUCAAACUGGCCAUUCUGAUUUACAUAUUAUUGCUACUGGAAGUAUUGUUCGAGAUGAUCGAGAUAUGGGUAAGAAGUUAUCAUUAGCAGAAGCUAUUUGGAUUGGAGGAAUCAAUGUUCAUCGUGAUUUUCGUGGACAAGGCAUUGGAAUAAUUUUAUUUGCAUAUAUCGAUAAUUAUAUCCAAAAAAUGAUUAAAACUAAUAUCACUGUUGAUUUAUUUACAAAUAAUUUAAAAGCCAAACAUAUUUAUAAACGAUUUGGUUUUAAAUCGAAAGGCUUUAUCCAAAAUGAUUCAAUCAUCGAGAAUGAUCCAGAAGUAAGUUAA